Prunus dulcis (almond) is the source of this 1267-nucleotide messenger RNA. RefSeq names its product probable U3 small nucleolar RNA-associated protein 11. Lineage: Eukaryota; Viridiplantae; Streptophyta; Magnoliopsida; Rosales; Rosaceae. The transcript is spliced from 10 exons. The record is from RefSeq and is a predicted model, not a curated record. Gene Ontology annotation, biological process: rRNA processing. Gene Ontology annotation, cellular component: nucleolus; small-subunit processome. The coding region runs from base 287 to 973 and encodes 228 amino acids.
UUGGCUUAGGCUCACGUGAGACAGAGAGAACGGGUGUAGCCCGUUUCACUGAAGUUCUUCUCCGUAACCACCAUAGAGCGUUCUUCUGUUUAGUUCAGGGUUCAAAUAAGGUUUCUCUAGGGUUUUAGUCUCUGUGUUCCAAGGCCAGCUUUCCAUCUUUGGUUUUGCUCGCGCUGUAAUCUCACCAUCGAAGGAGGGCUUUGGCAUUCUAUUGGGCAGUUAAGGAAUAGAAUACCAACUCGACAUCGUUAAGUUGAUUUGUGAUUGUUGCUUCAUAUUAUUCAGCAUGUCGUCCCUAAGGAAUGCUAUUAGCAGGCGGGCUCACAAGGAACGAGCUCAACCGGAAUCGAGGAAAAAAUUUGGGCUUCUUGAAAAGCACAAAGACUAUGUUGAGCGUGCAAAAGCAUAUCACAAGAAGGAGGAGACUUUACGGAGACUGAAGGAGAAAGCAGCCUUUAGAAACCCAGAUGAGUUCUACUUCAAGAUGAUCAAGACUCGAACUGUUCAUGGAGUCCAUAAAUUAGAGAGUCAGGCAAACAAGUACACUCCAGAAGAGCUCUUACUUAUGAAGACCCAAGAUAUUGGAUACAUACUUCAGAAAGUUCAGAGUGAGAAAAAGAAAAUUGAAAAGUUGACUGCGACACUCCACUCUCUUGAUAAUCGGCCUUCAAGUAGACACGUUUACUUUGCUGAAGACAGGGAGGAGGCUAAAGAAAUUCAUUCACGUUCAAAAAGUGGAACUAUGCCUGCUUCUGAGGACAUUCCUGAUCAUAUAAAAAGGAAAACAGCUGCUUCCUACAGAGAGCUAGAAGCAAGGAGGAAUAGAGUCAAUGAGUUGGAGAAAAUCUAUACGGAUAUGGCAAUGCAGAAGGAAUUACAGAAAAAGGGAAGAAAACGCAAACUGCGGGAAGAUGAGAUUGUCUGCCCAACAUCCAAACCUGUAUUCAAGUGGCGGGCUGAGCGUAAGCGUUGAAUAGUCUGCAUGUUUGUGUGAUUUUGCAGGAAUGAGGCUGCGCAACUGAUGUCCGGCCCUCCAGAGAAGUAUGGACCUGAUGUAAUGCGACUUUUCAUGUAACUGGAAUUUUGAGCUACAUAUGAAUUUGUACGAGUGAUAUGGUCAUAGAUUAAUAUAUAAUUGCAUUUUCGUGAGGCGUCGUUUUUAACAAUACUAACAAGCAGUCUACCGUCAUUUUUGAGAUUUUGCUGAUUUGACAUAAUCAGCCAUAGUAACUUGUAUUUCAAUUCAGAACAGUCGGUUUCAAUAUCA